Gossypium arboreum is the source of this 1257-nucleotide messenger RNA. Its product is annotated as protein C2-DOMAIN ABA-RELATED 1-like. Bases 422 to 919 code for a protein of 165 amino acids. The record is from RefSeq and is a predicted model, not a curated record. Lineage: Eukaryota; Viridiplantae; Streptophyta; Magnoliopsida; Malvales; Malvaceae. The transcript has 3 exons.
AAUGAAAAAUAAAUUAUUAAAAUGGUGUUAUCAUUGACGUAGCAAGGUGAUAAUAGUCAGAGUGCAAAUCGGUCUUAUUUUAUUUUUAUGUCGUUCUUUCGAUCAAGUCAAACAAAAUGUCCUCUUCUUUUUUGCAACUCGUCUUUUAAUUUACAUUCAUUCAAACUUGACGCGUAAUUUUCUUUUACUAAACUCAAUCUUCUAUUGGAGCUACCAAUAUAUAUUCAUUUUUAGUAAAUGAAUUUAAUCUGACUGCUUUUUGGGUAAUCCGAUUCCAGUAUAAAUACCACGCUUCGUAGUUUGGCCAUUCCAUUAGCCACCAGCCACCAGCCACCAGCCACCAGCCACCGGCCCAUUUCAACACACCUUAAAUCAUCCAUAAUUCCACACCAGAAAACAGAGUUAAAGCCAAAGUUUCUCGAUGGAGAAUUUGCUAGGGUUGUUGAGAAUUCAUGUUCAAAGAGGGGUGAAUCUUGCUGUGAGAGAUGUUUUGACCAGCGAUCCUUAUGUUGUUAUCAGAAUGGGAAAACAGAAAUUAAAGACUCGUGUGAUAAAGAAGAACGUGAAUCCAGAAUGGAAUGACGACUUAACUCUUUCAAUUGCAGACCUAAGUCUUCCAGUUAAGCUUACGGUAUAUGAUAGAGACACGUUCAGUUUAGACGAUAAAAUGGGGGAUGCAGAAUUCGAGAUCGGUCCAUUAGUAAAUGCUGUAAAGAUGCGUUUGGAAGGGCUUCCCAAUGGAACUAUAAUCACUAAAGUUCAGCCAAGCAGGGAAAACUGUCUGUCACAGGAGAGUUGCAUAAUUUGGAACAAUGGGAAAGUUGUUCAAGACAUGUUCUUGAGGCUUAGAAAUGUGGAGACUGGUGAAGUGGACCUUCAAUUGGAAUGGAUUCAUGUUCCUGGUUCAAGAGGACUUUGAUCUCUCUAAAUUAUGGGUGUUUCAUAUAUAUUUCAAAUAUGAGUAACAUAGGUUAGAUAAAUUAUUUUAAGCUGUCCCCCCCCCCCCCUCCCGGGCCUUUUCUUUUGGGUGCUAAUUAAGCAUAUAAGAUGCUUAUAUGGUAGUCUUUUGAGUGUCAUAAGCUGGCACCAUUGGACAGUUUCUUCAUUGUUCAUAUAUAUAUGACUUAUUAGUACCUUUUUUUUUUCUUCUGAAUUUAUUGUCUUGCUGGAUGCUUUCUUGAUGUCUCGUAGUAUAGUAUUGUUAAAAUUAUGGAAACUAUUAAAUAAAAAAAUUACUUAUUAGGACUCAUUUGGAAA